AUGGAUGAUCCUGUUCGGAAAGAUCGAAGCCCAACUGCCUGGCCUAAAAGGCAAAGCGUGACACCACACCAAAAAUUUUUCCAGUUGCCUUCCAGUAACUCCGAUGAACACAAGCACCUUUUGACAUGGGACAUCACUUUGACGGAACUUCAAACCUUUUUUCUAUCUGGUGAGACGGUCCUUUGCAAUUGGCAUUCACACCUUCAAGUGCCCGAUUUUGUCCGUGCAGCCCUGAAUCAGUCCACGGAAUCUGAAGGCUUGACAUCUAAUUUCAGUCAAUUUGACCGUCUAAUUAUUUACACGGACGGGAGUUCCAAGCCGUCAAACCGCCGAAAAGCGCCUUUGUGGGUCCAAGAGCACGAUGUGCCAGAUGCAUGGGCUUUCAUUGUGCUUGGUGAAAAGUAUGGUGAGACUGAGGACAGCUCGACCAUUUCCUUCCUUGGAUGGCAUUCGCAACCCGUUUUGUAUGAAUCAUCCUUGCCGCAUUUUCUUGGCACCGAUGCAAUUGGGUCCGAAUUUGCGGAAAGAGAAGGUUUAUUUUGGGCCGGAAUUUGGAGGUUAGGUAUUGACUCAACCAUUCCCACUGUUUUCAGAACGGAUUCAAGCACUACUGCGAGCCAAGCAGCUGGAAAUACCAAUUGCCAUGACAAUCACCCAACUUUUGUUUUGUUGCGCAGUGUCUUUCAGACGCUAUCAGCAGGACUUGAUAAUGAUGGAUUGAUUGUGGAUCAUGUUGCAGGGCAUGCUGGGGACGCAUGGAAUGAGCUUGCGGAUCACCUUGCCAAGACUGAGGCUGCCCAAGGCGACAGCUACGCUGAUGUAGUGUUCGGCCUGCUUUGGGCCAAGCUCCUGCGUACUUAUGAAUCAAAACUGAUCGAAGCUGAUGUUCUGACGCAUGCCGUGAUCAUUGCGGCGGGCCUGCCAUCACCAACUGAGCUUCUCCGAUCCAUUGUUGAUCGGGAGCUCCACGAAGCUGUCGAUGGAGCGGUUCCAUUUCUUUAUGGCCAAGGGCCCCAUUUGCCUCCUCAUGUCCGUCAGGAUUUUGUGCAGUACGAUUUGGAAGUUUUGGAAGCCAUUUACCUUGGUUUGGUUGACAUGGAACCUGGCAUGGAUCCCCUGUCGACGCUGAAGCAGACGAUCCAACAACAGCCGCUUUGUUGGACCACAUGUUGUCACACGUUGCGACAUUUCCUUGAAACUUUCACGCCUGAAGAUGCUGAACCUUUAUGUGUCACAUUUGAACAGGUUACGACAUGCAUCAAUUCCUUGCUCAAGGUUGAUCAUUGGCCUUUUCUUGUUGCGCAGAAGCAGCCUGACUCAUUGUCAAGACUCCGACUUGAUGAAUGGGAAAACUGGUACGCCGAGCUGGCAACUGAGCCCAGUGGCAACAGGGAUCUGCCACCAGCCAUCCCCAGACUACCUUGCCGUUUCAAAGUUGUGCUUCAUGCAUACGCUGGAAGGCGUAGGCAAGUCAUGAUUGGAACGCUCCUCUUGGGCUUCGCUUUCGAGUGUAUGGCGGCACUGGCCACUGUGACAGGGGUGGGUCUACUUGAACACCCCAAAGACCCAGAGAAUCCCCAUUAUGUGAGUAUAUGGCGAUUACCAAUUUUACGGUUGCUGCUGACUUUGCCUCGCAUGAGACUGAUCUCGCUCUCCCAGGGACUUUUCGGGGCCCCUUCUCCCAAGCCUACGACUUUCCUGGUUUUGGGCAUGGAGACGCUGGAAAUGGACUUGCAUCGACAUCGUCUUUCAGGUCAUCUUCCUCAAGGUUGUUCCAUCGGCAAAGAUUCCAGCGGAAAUUAUCGCACGGCGCCACUCAAAGAAUAUCCUCCAUCUCUUUGUUUGGCCAUUGCACGUUUGGAGUGUUUGGUCUCCAUAGGCCGAAACAGCUGCGUCUCGGUGCCUGAUGCAGAGGUUCGGCCCGAAAACUUUGGACAAUUGGUGCAUCUGAGUGGUCGGGCGCUCCGGCCCGAGGCAUCCAUCCAGGAUCCCAGGUUUUCAUGCAGCAAACUGGGCAACUCCUGCACACGUCUCCGCACACAAGUUCAGGCCUUCCAGUGCGACGGUGUUGCAACGAAAUGGUCGGAGGAGAUCUCUGGAAAGGAGUCCUCACCAUCGAUGCCUGUUGGAACCACCAUCUCCAACUCAAGCUCCGUCAGAUAUGGAGCCAACUUCUCUUUGCCCGACGGUUUGCUGGAUCAGUGCACAGACUUCCGCUCGGCGACGAAACUCUUGGGUUCGGAGGUGUGCAGCCGAGAUGGACAGAUGAGAUUUCAACAGCACAAAGAUGGCUUCUUCUACUGGAGGACGGGUGCGGAGACCAGUUGGACCGCACUCCAGGUAGCCCAGGAGCCUCGAGCUGGUGACCUGCGAGCUCGAUUUGAAGUGAUCUUCGCAGGAAGUGCCACCAUUCUGGCCCUGCAGGUGGCCAGUGAUUCUCAAGGAGAGGCAACUCUUCUACCCUACAGGUUGGUGCCACUUUUACCUUUCGGUGACGAGAAGCAGCUGAGGGUCCAGGAGGCUCGGAAGUCACGCAUUGGCCUGGCCCUGGAGGACCAGGUUUGCCCUGACAGCUGCUUAUGCUUUAGUUGCAACUUCGUGGCCGGGUGCUGCACUGGUGUUGCCACGCCCGAGAUCUUUCGGCUCUUUGAGGGCAACAGGCCCUUGGAAGCUUGCUUUGCGGAUCUUCGAAAGAAUUGCAACCUGGACGUAGGCCUUGGCACUUGGACGUUUCGGCUGCUCGUAUUGUCGAUUCUCGUUGCUGGAAUCUACAUGUCUUUCUCGGAGGCCUUUCUUCAUCUGUACCCAGUGAUGAACUCCGUGAAGAGCUCUUCCGCAAGGUUCACAACCAGCCUCUGCGCGGCCCUGGCUAUGACCUCUACUGUUAUUGGUGUCGUUUUCUUUCCAUACAAGAUCGGCAAAUCCUGCAUUUAUUUCACCGUAGCAAUUUUCUUCUUGCUGUUCCCAAUAAUCCUGAUGUGCUGA
Messenger RNA from Cladocopium goreaui, 2985 nucleotides. Lineage: Eukaryota; Dinophyceae; Suessiales; Symbiodiniaceae. The record is from the annotation of a GenBank genome assembly.